This is a messenger RNA of Plectropomus leopardus (leopard coralgrouper), 1299 nucleotides long. RefSeq names its product serum paraoxonase/arylesterase 2-like. Gene Ontology annotation, molecular function: arylesterase activity. NCBI's taxonomy places the organism in Eukaryota, Metazoa, Chordata, Actinopteri, Perciformes, Serranidae. The record is from RefSeq and is a predicted model, not a curated record.
AUGGCUGCCAUGAAGAAAGUGCUGCUUGCUGCUGCUGUUGCUGCCUUUGCAGCUUUCAUUGGAUACCGCAUAAUGAAACUCAAGGAAAUGGUCCUUGCGUCUAGAGACAUGCCUGUGAAACACCUCAGCUGCCAAUAUCUACAGAAUAUUGAAUAUGGAGCAGAGGAUAUCACAAUACUAAAAGAUGGACUGGCCUUCAUGAGCACAGGGUUGCACUAUCCUGGAUUGCCUUCAUUCUCCGAUGGACCAGGGAAAAUGUACAUUGUGGAUCUGCUGCACCCAAAACCAACUCCAGUUGAAUUGGAAAUCAAAGGAGAGCUGGACCUCAGCUCUUUCAACCCACAUGGCAUCAGUGUUUACACCGAUGAAGCAGAUGACUCUGUGUACCUGUUUGUUGUCAAUCACCCUCAGCACAAAAGCCAGGUAGAGAUUUUUCAUUUUGUUCCGGACAACACACUUGUGCACCUAAAAACCAUCACCCACCCCUUACUCCAUAAUGUAAAUGACGUUGUUGCUGUCGGAGUAGAGAGCUUCUACGCCACACUUGAUCACUCCUUUCAAAAUGACGCACUCCAUUUUUUGACUUUACUGCUGGGUCUCCCCUGGUGUGAGGUGGUGUACUACAGUCCACAGGAAGUGAGGGUGGCAGCCAGUGGCAUUCUGUCUGCAAAUGGCAUUAAUAUAUCACCAGAUAAACGGUAUAUUUAUGUUGCAGAUAUCCCUGAACAUGAGAUUGAGGUUUAUGAGAGAAAAGAAGGAGAACAAUUAAUGCAUGUUAAGUCUGUAGCUGUUGGGUCACUCUGUGAUAACAUCGAGGUGGACCACAGGACAGGUGACUUAUGGCUGGGUUGUCAUCCAAAUGGCAUGAAAUUAUCUCCAUAUAACCCUGAAGAUCCACCCGGCUCAGAGGUCAUCCGGAUUAAGAACAUACAUUCAGAGCAGCCAGUGGUGAGCCUGGAGUACGCCGAUGAUGGCCACAUGCUCAUGGCCUCCACUGUAGCAGCUCCCUAUGAGGGAAAGCUGCUGAUUGGCACUGUGUUCCACAAAGCCCUGUAUUGUGAUCUGAAAUAAUCUGUGUGCUAUGUAUCAAUGAUCAUUAAGAAUAGAAAUGUUUUAAGAAAAGAUUUGAAUGGAUAUGGGAUGAAAAAUAAAUGAAAUCCUGAUUCACAGUUUGCAGUCAUUUUACCUGAUACACACACAGGCUCACUGUGUGAAUGUUAUCUUAAAGCAGGAAACUGUAAAACAUUCAUUUUGUUUUUGAUUUUUGAUACAUAACAGUUUUAUUAUAAUAUUUUCAUC